AUGUCUGUUGCCUCUUGCCCCGUUUCCGGCUCCAUGGGCGGAAUGUGCCCAGUUGGCGCAGGAGCCUCCAACCGCACCAGAUCUGGUACAGCGAGCAGUCGAGGUCCUCGAGGAUGCUCAUUUUCUGGUGUUGCUCAACCUGGAGAUAUACAUGCCGCAUUUGAUAUCCCACGUGGAGUUGAUGCUGAAGAAUGGCUUCGUAUGAGGGAAAGAAAGUCGAUCAACCAGCUUCUAUACUCCAAUUACCCCUCCCGAGAUGCCAUCGACGCCGUCAAAAGUCAGAAAGAGCUGGAUGCUAUGAAUGCAAAUGAGCACGACCUACUUGCCGUCGCCCUGGGAGCUCCUGCUCGGCAGGUUAUGCGGAGAGCCGAAGAAGUUGGCCCGCAAACCGGAUGGCGCGAUGGAUAUCUCAGCAUGGAGCACGGCUUCUGUCCCCCGGACUACGAAGAAGCCGCAGGUGCUCUCUCAAGAUCACCAGGACGCAUUUGGUCUGAUAUUUGCGAGCGGAUGCCGGGUUGCAGUGCCCGAGGCCGGGUGAGAGAGGCCAUCGCUGCACUUCCAAUGGUCGAAGGCACGGAGGAAGUCAUUCCCGACCAAGCACUCUGGGCUGCGCUUGUGGCUCUUGGCAUGCUUUGCUCCAUCUAUCGCUUCGAAGGAAAAUACGAUGGAACCGAGGGUGUGUCUUCCAACAAAAAGACAAAGUGGCGGCCAAACUGCCCCAUGGGCGACGACUUGGGCGAGGAGCUGCAAGGCAUUCCUCUCGCCAUUGCGCUGCCGUUCUAUCAGGUAUCCCGUCGAAUGGGACGCACGCUGCCACACUUGACUUUCCCAGAUCAGUCAUCCUACAACAUCAAGAUCAAGGACGUAACCUCGACGUAUCCGUAUGUUGCUCGCUUUGACAACAUAGAUCUGCGAUGGCCCAUGUUUGGAGAGAAAGCCGAGGUGGCAUUCCUCAAGGGCUGCGCCGACACAUCAGCGUCUUUCCAGCACGGCCCGGAUGCCAUUGCCGCUUGCCAGGAGUACGUCAUGACGAACAACGUCGAGGGCCUUCUUCGAGAAAUGAUCCGACUGAAGGAGAUUCUCGAACGCAUGCCCAAUGCGUUUCAUACCAUCUCUCCCAACCCCAAUGCCGGUGAAAACUAUGUCUCUGCCGACCGAUGGGUACGAUGGGCACUGUUUUCGGCGCCGCUUUCAAAACGAUGUCCAGCAUCUUCUGGGCUCCAGUUCCCGCCAUAUCUGGUCAUGGAUGCCUUUUUGGGACGCAAAAGGUAUGACUCGUUCCUUGGCGUCGAGGGCGUGCAUCUACGAGCGUGGCUCCCGUCAAACCUCCGAGCAUUCAUUGCCGCCAUUGAAUAUCACUACCGCAUCCCUGAGUUUGUGGCCAAAUCUGGCGACCCUCGCCUCAUGGGCGUUCUCGAUGGCGUUGUCGAAGCUUACACCGGCGAGCGUGGUUUCAUGGGCGUGCACCGAUACAAGGUGUUCGGCAUCCUGGAAAUUGCGGCGAAGACGGGCAGAACGGAGACCAACGGUGCCUCUGGAGCUGCUGAUGCUUCGAGGCCGUGGGAGGAAACUCACCGCCAAUUCUCUGAUGCAAUGAAGGAGCGUCUUGAACCGUACCGCGGAGAACUGGCCGUGGAACCUCAUCAAAUGCGCGGCACUUUUGAGGAAUGUCGCUACGCCACAAGAGUUGCUACCUGCAACUAUGUGGAUUCCGACCCAAAGCGUUCCAUUGCUCUCGUCACUCUUGACAUUGAAGACACUGGCAUUACUUUCCAACCCGGCGAUCGAAUGGCUGUGAUGCCCCUCAACGGUUGGGAUGAGUGCGCCAAGAUGGUUGCUGCGCUUGGUCUCGAGCAUCACAUCGAUGACCCCGUCGAGGUUACCGGAACCUGGAAGCGAUUUGAGCAACAUCUCGCUUCUGUGAGGAGAACGCCUGUCCAGAAGCUGACAGUCACCGAUAUCCUCCGUCGGGGUCACCUUGCCCCCAUCACCAAGGAGCUCGCACUGAAGGUCCACGAGCUUCUGCAUGCUUCCUCCAACACUGUGCUGCAGAUCCUAGCCACCCAAGAGUGGCCGGUUUCUGGCUCGUUGGGUGAUUUGCUUCAAGAUGCGCUCACUGAUACACCAAUGCAAAUAUGGGAUAAGGCCUUCAGUCUGGAUAACCUAUCCUGGCUGGUGGAUCUGGUUAAUCUGGAAGUCCCUCGCACAUACUCCAUCGCCAGUUACUCGGACGACCUUCUUCCAAGCACUGUCGAUCUCGCUGUCUCCCGUGCCGAGUACAAACUGUGCGCCACCUUCGCUAGAGAUCAUGAGAUUUCACGAGCUGGUGUCUCCAGCGGCUUCUUGAACCCUUACCCGACACCCGAUGAGCUUCCACCAGCCGAAGAACUAUUGAUUGGUAUAUCUCGACCAGUAGCUUUCCAGCUGCCUAUCGAUAGCAUGGCUCCUUGUGCCUACUUUGCUGGAGGUAGUGGCAUCGCACCAUUCCGAGGCUUCUGGCAAUAUCGGCUUACAACCUCGGGCCUGUCUGGAGGUAAGAACUUCCUGUACUUGGGAGUUCAAUCCCGGGAGAGGUUCUGUUUCGAGGAGGAGCUCAGAGAACUUGUCAAAGCCGACUUUAUGCAAGUUCAUGUGGCUUUCUCUCGAGACUCUCGAGGUCUGGUCUACGACCCUUCGACGCGGGAUCUUGUGGAAAGGCAGAUUCCUCCCCGCUACAUUGACACUCUGAUUGUCGAACAGGGAGCAAACAUCUGCGAUCUUGUCAUGUCAAAGAAGCAGGGUGGCCUGGGUGGAUGUCUGUACGUCUGCGGCUCUGUUUCAGUCUUCGACUCGGUCAUGAAUGGAAUUCGGAAGGCUCUCUAUACCUACCGGACUGCAACCAUGGAGAAUGUUGACAUGAUUCUGAACAAAGCCUUUGCGGAACGUCGCUUCAUGCUUGAUGUUUUCAUGACGCCCAAGCCCCUUCCGUGCAAUCUUCCAACCAUCCCCAUGUCUCUCUUGGCUCUCCAUACGGGUCACAGACCUGGAACACGGAUGUGGAUUGGUGUUCACGGAAGCGUUUACGACGUCACUGACUUCUGUCCCAUGCAUCCCGGUGGCACUCUGAUCAUCAAGUCCAACGCCGGAGUCGAUUGCUCUCGGACCUUCGAUACUCUCGCGCACACCAAUAACCCAGAGGUCUCGAGUCUUUUGACCCGUUAUUUCGUGGGCCAUCUUACCCCGAAGCCUGACUACCACGGAAUGAGUGAAAUGUCAUCCCUGCACGAUCUGUGGGCUGGAUAUCUGAGGACAAUCGUUGAGACCCUUGUGGCCCAUCAAUUUGAGAUGUACGAGAUUAUGGGUGCUUCCAUGGACCAUUCAUCUACCCAAGGCCCAGGUGGAAACACCAACAUCUUUGUGCAAGAGGGUCUUCCGAAUAUCAUUGCCGUUCGUACUUUCUACGGUUAUCAGAGCCGUCUGCUCCAAGGUGGAUUUGCAGCUCUGUUUGGACCCAAGAUGCAAGAGUUGGUUCUCAAGCUGUCGUUCUCUGUGGCCAGCGCCAACGGUCUCAGUACGGACGCAAAGCUUCCAGAUAUCCUUGGAACCAUCACCCGUGCCAAGACAGGCCAAGACGCAGCUUCCUGUACCAAGGAGGUGAGCCUUCUUGGCGAGUUUGUGUGCGAUCCCGAAUCUGCCUUCAGAUUCCAGGAGCGUGGUGUUUUUGAAUACGCAGCCAAGAGUGUCGAGUUGGAUAUUGAGUUGCUCGAGGAUCUCCGCCAGGAGGCAUGCAACGGCAUGGAUGCAUUUGAUAGCAUCGCUGCUACCAUGGGCUCUUCCGAUGGAGACCUAGAUUCCGCACCAAACACGGCCCAGCUAUCGGCACUUUCAGCAUUCUUGCUCCAGACACUCGAGCGCAUGGCGCGUCGCCUGAGCCUGUUUUACUCUCAGCUCGCCCGUCUUUCCGUCUACCGCCCAGAUCUCGAGCGCAACCCAGCUCGAACACGUUGGGCUCUUGUCCGCAGAUGCAUGCGCGAUGGAACCCUGUUUGUGCUCUCUCACAAGGCAGAGGACGGGGCGCUCGCAAACGGACAACCCUCGUCGUAUUACAUGUCUCGGGCGAAUCCGAACCAGAACAUCGAUUUCGACAAGCUUCUGCGCCAGGUCAACGAAACCAUCGGAUUGGCCAAGAAGGACAUUGAAGCUAGAGUGGUGCAACCUACUACGGUCAAUGCAGUGCAGCAAGCAAGAGGCAGGACCAUGAACAGCAACUCCCUGAUGGCUUCACGGGCAAAUGUUGGCUCUCUCAAGGCAAUGACCAGCUUCAUGGAGACAAACAAAAAGGCAAUCCGAAGGCUGAGCAGAAUUCCGCCCGGCCCAAUCAACCUCGAAGAGUUGCAAAAGGCUGCAGCUCAGCUGGGUCUUGAAUCUCGCCAAGAGCCUGCUGGGAUGGACUCGUACAGAGGAUUGCCCGCUGCCGCAAUGGCUCAACUCAACAACGCGGUGCCGCAUAGUGCUACUCCCUUCCCACACACUCGCGACAGGAGUCGGUCCGUAACUGGCCGCGGUCAAUCUCCUCACAUGUCGUAUUCUUCUCUGAACCAACGCACGAUGAGUCGCUCUCAGUCUCUCAGCCGCUCUCAAUCUCUAAGCCGAUCCCGCCAGAGCUCACUCAGCCGCAGCUCGAGCCCUGGCGGUAUAGCAGGGUACCCGGUCAUCGGAGCCCCCCCUACACCACCGACCGAGGCCCAGAUUGCGCUGCACAAGAAGCUGUCUGGCUUAAACACGCGCCCGGACUCUCAUUCCAUGGGGCAUAUUCACAGCCCGGUUCCCUCGCAGGCCGCUGGAGGGGGCCGAGCCAAGUCUGUAAUGACGCUGGAAAGCGCGGUAGCAAGAGGACAGUCUCCGCUGCACAUGCGGGGACAGUCGACCGGCUGGUUACGGUCAUUUAAGCUGCGCAGCCUGGCAGAGCAAAGCGAAUCGAGAGUGGCGCCAACGUUCUAA
Ilyonectria robusta is the source of this 4980-nucleotide messenger RNA. RefSeq names its product cytochrome b5-like Heme/Steroid binding domain-containing protein. Gene Ontology annotation, cellular component: cytosol. Bases 1 to 4980 code for a protein of 1659 amino acids. The record is from RefSeq and is a predicted model, not a curated record. Lineage: Eukaryota; Fungi; Ascomycota; Sordariomycetes; Hypocreales; Nectriaceae. The transcript is spliced from 5 exons. Gene Ontology annotation, molecular function: flavin adenine dinucleotide binding; FMN binding; heme binding.